AUGAUAGGAGGGAAUGCUGACGGGGGAUGGGGAUCGGAACAGUCUCACAAAACCUUCCGCACGAAGCAGAAGCUCGCGAAAGCGCAGAAGCAGAACCGCCCGAUUCCGCAGUGGAUUCGUUUGAGGACGGGGAAUACCAUCAGAUACAACGCGAAGAGGAGACAUUGGCGCAAGACUCGCAUCGGCAUCUAG
Molecule: messenger RNA, 192 nt
Organism: Neohortaea acidophila
Lineage: Eukaryota; Fungi; Ascomycota; Dothideomycetes; Mycosphaerellales; Teratosphaeriaceae
Product: ribosomal L39 protein-domain-containing protein
Exons: 2
Coding region: 1-192 (63 amino acids)
Biological process (GO): translation
Cellular component (GO): ribosome; cytosolic large ribosomal subunit
Molecular function (GO): structural constituent of ribosome
Source: RefSeq, a predicted model, not a curated record